Molecule: messenger RNA, 3081 nt
Organism: Notodromas monacha
Lineage: Eukaryota; Metazoa; Arthropoda; Ostracoda; Podocopida; Cyprididae
Source: the annotation of a GenBank genome assembly
AUGUCGGCUGCAGCUGCGAUCGAAGUGGAAGAGGAGUCGAAAGAAAAUAUUCUGCCGGCUGUGAAAGGUCGUGGAGUUAAGCUGGAUGAUGCGACGUUCAAUGCGAUGGUCGCUUCUUUCCAAGCACGCAUAGCAGCUUGCAAAGGUAUCGAUCAGAUUCGCCCCAGGAUUGAUUUUAUCCAGUUCCUUGAGAUUCAUUACCGCGCUAAAGAGAAGAGAAGAGGCCUUCUUUUUGAAGCAGUGGAGAGCUUUUGCAAGCUGAUGGACCAGGAAGAGUUCAAGACUGAUGACGUUCGAAAUGAUUUGAACUGCGUUUCUAUUUGGCUCCAUUACGCGCAUAUGUCAAAUGACCCGUUGGAGAUUUACGAAUUCAUGAAAAAAGCCAGGAUUGGACUUCGUGAUCCAGAUUUCUACAUCGAUUGGGCGUUCGAGCUUGAAAGAAAUGGCAGGAUAAAUGCGGCACAAGAUGUUUUCAAGCUUGCGCUGGAAAACAAAGUCCAACCUUCCCAACAACUGGAAGAAGAGUAUCAGGCGAUGCUUUCUCGAGCCGUGUCCUGUCAAGCCGAAAUUCCCGAGGACGAAGAAAACCAGCGAAAACCAUUGAUGAGCCUGAGACCAGUUGGAAAAACUCGCGUCAGAGCUCCUGUUGCAAGAACAGGGAGGGCUGUGCUUGGUCUCUCGUGUCUCAACCAAGCGCCUGUCUCGACUGCACCAAAUAACCCACUCGCAUGUUAUGACGAUCCAGACAAUCGUGAACCUGUUGAAACGAACGAGGAUGUCGUUUCGUUUGCGAAACUAGGGAAGUCCAGAGAAAAUCGUGUAGAAGUGAUACCAUUGAUUCGGGGUGCGGUCAGCGGUCCAGUUAAAGUCAAAGCGAAGCCCUCUUUUCAAAUUUUCUGUGAUGAUGGCGAGGAGGAAGGAACGUGGAAAAUGCCGAAACUAGACAUAGGCCUGCGUGAGCCACCAAAAGGCUCAACUCAUAGUAAGUUCAAUGAUUCAUUUUCUGAAAGAAUAUUCAAUGAAACCCCGCAUUCAGAAGCUGGAACAAAGGUGGAGGAAGCUGAUGCCGCGAAUUGCCACAUGAUAUACAAAUCAAACAGCGUUUCGGUUGAAGAGCGUCUUGCGAUGGCUCACAAGCAUUCAGUGCUAACACACGAGCCGAUUGUUGCUUGUAGAAGACGUUUUAUGAAAGCCUCAUCCUUUGAGAUUGGGAUGGGCUUAUGGACGGUAUCACCUGGACUCGGCAUCAAGGAUCUUCCAGCAAACACUCGUUUUGUUUUACCUGUUGACGUCGUCGAAGGAGGGCUUUCUUUGGAGGAAUAUGUUUUCAAGAAGCGUUGGGAGAUUCGAUCUCCGUCGAAAAUCGAAGAGGAUGCGAGGCUUUUAGAGCUACAACGAUCGCUGAUUGUGCGCGUGAACGAUAGCAUAGCUCAGCUUUUCUCCGCCAACCCAUUUUCCGACGAAGCCAGAACUGCAUUUCUGGAUAGUGUCGGCGAUGGUUUUCCGAAAGAUCGAGUCUUCUAUUUGGACAAGAAAAUGCCUGCAAUCUGUUUAGAUGUGGAGUUUGUUCAUGAAGGGGAGUCCUACGAGGUGGAUACGAUUGUAGGAGAAGGAUCGUAUGGGAGAGUUUUCCGAGCAGCGGUUUUGCGUAAAAAUCCGAUGGAGCAUACCAUGUUCCCGAUGAACGACGAUGUUGUGUUCAAAGAGCAAAAGCCGCCGUGUCCGUGGGAAUUGUAUAUUUGCAACGAAUUGCACAAGCGUCUGCGAUCCUCUGCUGCGUACAAUAUUCGCCCGUCCAUCAUGAAAAUCAACAGAGCCUACUUUUUCCGCGACGGUUGUCUGUUGGUGUCAAAUUUUCAGUCGUGGGGAAGUUUGUUGUCGGUCUUGAACAAUUUUUUGAGGGCCCACAAAGCGAUGCCGGAAUGUCUCGUCUUCUGCUUCGCCUACGAAAUUCUUCGAAUAAUUGAAGGCGUUCACGACUGUCGUAUUAUCCACGCUGACCUAAAGGUUGAUAAUUUCGUCCUGGCUGGCAUGCCGCGCAUCGAUAAACACGGGAAGACGGAAGAAGAAGUUUUUGGCGUGGAAGGGCGCAGUUUGCAGUUGAUAGAUUUCGGACGCUCGAUUGACAUGAAGUUCCUCCCGACGAGGAUUCAGUUCAAUUAUUGUUCUGAAAACGAGGAGUACCGAAUUCCUGCGAUGUCUGACGAGCAGCCGUGGACGUAUCAUAUUGACUACUGUGGGAUCGCGUCCACUAUCCACACGUUGCUUUUCGGCAAGCACAUGAAACUGGCCAAAGUCAAGGACGAAUGGGUUCCUGCUGAUGUUUCAUUUCGAAGGCCGUUGCAAGCGGAAUUCUGGAAAAAACUUUUCAAAGUGCUGCUGAAUCUUCCAGAAAAUGGAUAUCUUCCUAAACUUCCGAAACUGCGUCAUGAAUUGUUCGAUUGCUUCAUGAAUUCAGGACGUACUAAGAAAAAGACGGAUUUGCACAAGAAAGAUCCGUUGAAACUUCUGCAUCCCAACAGUCGGAAGGCUACACGAAUUUCCAAAAAUGCCAAUAAGCAGGGCAAGAAACUGAAAGCAAAAUGGGCUGGAAAUGCCAAGGUUAAUGCCACUACAGAAAUGCUUCGCUUUUUAGCUCAGUUCCUGGAGGAUUAUUCCGAUCCUUUCACGGGAUCGGAUUUUUUGGAUCUCAUUGAAUGGCGUGGGCAACUUCUGGCUUCUGCACAUACAGUUCUAAAAUACGUGCUGAAAUUCCCAAGCUAUCUUCAUCGCAAUGACGACGAAAUGGAUGAAAUAACAGAUAAGAAUAGCAUCGGUGGUUUUCGGAAAGGAAGACAGAAAAGCGGUAGACUUUCAAAGCUUCAAGAAACUGUAGCAAGAGAGACGGAGCUUUUCGAAGGAGCUGGUCUUGAUUUGCCAGAUCUUUUUCAUGCCGAAUCACUCGAAUUCAUGAGGAACUGGGACGGAGACGCAAAAUCUAUCCAUAAAAUUCGUAUGCGGAAGGUGAAGCGAGCGCAGCUUGAGGCAUUAGCAAAAGAUGAGACUGUUUGUGAUGAUCCAGAUGCAAUGCAGACUGUUUAA